Penicillium paradoxum is the source of this 690-nucleotide messenger RNA. Its product is annotated as ankyrin repeat domain-containing protein. The transcript has a single exon. Gene Ontology annotation, molecular function: protein binding. NCBI's taxonomy places the organism in Eukaryota, Fungi, Ascomycota, Eurotiomycetes, Eurotiales, Aspergillaceae. The coding region runs from base 1 to 690 and encodes 229 amino acids. The record is from RefSeq and is a predicted model, not a curated record.
AUGGACUCUGCAAACUCAGAAACAUGGUGUCAAUUGGAAGCAAUAGAUAACAAAGAAGAUGAUAACGACGUCCGUCUCCUCCCUGCGGCAAAAUACGGAUGGCAGGGUCUCGUGGAAACUCUUCCUAAACAAGGCGUCAUUGCAAAUUGCCCUCAACGCAAGGGGAAAAGAGGGCACGCGGGAUUGACCUGUGCUGCUGAUCACGGCCAUGAGGGCGUUGUCCGGCUUCUGGUGGAGUACAGAGGCGACUUGGAGACCCGAAACCAAUCAACUGGUCUUGUUAGAGGGCUUGAUAAAACUUCAUCAUCCUGGGCGGCGGGGAGUGGGAAUGUAGGAGUGGAGCAAUAUCUACUAGAGGCUGGGGCGGACCCUAAUGGUGGAGAGAAAGAUGGUCGUCUUACACCGCUUGCCGUUGCAGCUGUCCGUGGAUAUGAGGAUGUUGUUUGGGUAUUACUGGAAAAGGAAAAUAUCGCGUUAGAUCGCAAAGGAACUCCAGAUGGUCGGACUGUAUUGUCACAUUCUACGGAGUAUGGACAGCAGGACAUUAUCAUCCGUCUAUUGGAGAAAGGUGCGGAUUCGAACUCGGGAGAUUUUGUCGGCAGGAGGCCUCUAUUCUGGGCUGGAAAACAAAGUCACAGAGCGACUGUUGGAAUUUUAUUGACAUGGUGCGAACGUGAAUCAACUGGAUGA